CCACGGCCACGGCUUCUUCGGGUGUUCCAGCUACUGCUUACGCCGCAAACGUCGCUUCCUCAUCCCCCACCACUCACUCCCCCUCAACCCAUAAAUAUGCUUUCGCCCGCCACCUCUUCUCUCCAUCAACCACAAAAAAUUUAGAGCCCUGUUUGUUUCCCGAGAAAAUAAAAAGAAAAAGUAAAACUCCGAACUCCAAUCUCCAAUCUCCAAUCCAAUCAAUGUUGAACGAGGAAUUCCGGUCUCAUUCGCCGACGUCGCCUCUCCACCAGAAGCGCCACCUCCGAUCAAUCUGCCUCUCGGGCUGCUUCUCCGGCAUGAGCACACACCCAUUCGACGUUCUCGACAACGACGCAGACUACUACCACAACAGCAACAACCAGAGGGCCCGGACGCCGCCGCCGAGGUCGCCUCUGCCGGAGAUCAAAGGCCGCUGCAUGCAACUCAUAUCAAAGAUCGGCGGCGGAGUUAGGUCCGGAAGAGUGCGCCGCCGCAACGCCUCCGCCGACUUUAGCUACGACCCCUCCAGCUACGCCCUCAACUUCGAGGAUGACGCCUGCAAGGCCGAUGACCAGCUUCUCAACGGAUUCUCGGCUCGGCUCUCGGCUUCCUCAAUCCCGACGACGCCGCACGAGAGGAAGAUAAACCGCAAUGCGCUCGACGACAUCUUGGAGAGCGAGGAGGAGUUGGCAGCUGCUGCGGCGGCUAACGAGAACAAUGCGAAGAGCCGGGCGAACGGUGGCGUGCCUCCGAGGAGGCGGGGGAGGAGCCGGCACUCGUCGUCUUCGGUCGACUUCAGCUACGAGCCGUCGAGCUACGCCAGGAAUUUCGAGGACGACGUGAACCGAGGCGAUGAGAUGAUAUCCCUCAGGAGGUUUGGUGGUUUGCUGGCGCAGCCGAAGCAGAGCUUGACGGUGACGACGCCUCCGCCUGCCAAGUGUUCGGCCUUGGGUCCGGAGAUUGCUGCGUUUAGUUAAAGACUAAGUGCGUUUUGAUAAAUUGCAAGUGUGUCGUCGUCAUAUUCUAGGGUUCUGCAACUGAAAUGAACGAUAAUAUUUUUCAGUUGAAUUCGAGAUUCCGUACGACGAGCGACGGUUGGGAUUUUUUGGUUCAGAGUCGAGAGAAAUGCGGGGGCGGGGGUACCGUGGCUGUUGCUUAUUGGGCUGGCCCAUUAGAGCAAAUAUCCGUUGACCAGCUUUGACAAAGAAAGAAGUAGAGACGCAAAUGAAGGAAAUAAUACGACAUAAAGCCCAUUUUACUUCAAAUUGUAAUCUGGCCUGAUGAGGCCGGCAACUCGUAUUGUUUUUUCCUUAUUAUUUAAUUAAAUAAUUUUAGGAGAGAAUCUCGUGACGUGAUUGAAA
Molecule: messenger RNA, 1361 nt
Organism: Malus domestica (apple)
Lineage: Eukaryota; Viridiplantae; Streptophyta; Magnoliopsida; Rosales; Rosaceae
Source: RefSeq, a predicted model, not a curated record